Gracilinanus agilis (Agile Gracile Mouse Opossum) is the source of this 1152-nucleotide messenger RNA. It is a transcript of the gene RALYL, whose product is annotated as RALY RNA binding protein like. Lineage: Eukaryota; Metazoa; Chordata; Mammalia; Didelphimorphia; Didelphidae. The record is from RefSeq and is a predicted model, not a curated record. Gene Ontology annotation, cellular component: nucleus. The transcript is spliced from 9 exons. The coding region runs from base 37 to 1152 and encodes 371 amino acids. Gene Ontology annotation, molecular function: RNA binding.
UUCUUUAUUGAAGGGUUAAAACAACGUGAGACAACCAUGACUGGCAAAACACAGACCAGCAACGUCACUAAUAAGAAUGAUCCUAAAUCCAUCAAUUCCCGAGUUUUCAUUGGCAAUCUGAACACAGCCAUUGUCAAAAAAGGUGACAUAGAAGCCAUCUUUGCAAAAUAUGGAAAAAUAGUCGGAUGCUCGGUGCAUAAAGGUUAUGCAUUUGUACAGUAUAUGAGUGAACGACAUGCCAGGGCUGCAGUGGCAGGAGAAAAUGCCAGGAUCAUUGCAGGUCAACCGCUUGAUAUCAACAUGGCAGGAGAACCCAAACCCUAUAGACCCAAACCUGGAAACAAGAGGCCCCUUUCAGCUCUUUACAGACUUGAAUCAAAGGAGCCAUUCCUGUCUGUUGGUGGUUAUGUCUUUGAUUAUGAUUACUACAGAGAUGAUUUCUACAAUCGGUUGUUUGAUUACCACGGGCGUGUGCCCCCACCUCCCCGGGCAGUGAUACCCCUGAAGCGUCCCCGCGUGGCUGUAACAGCGACUCGUCGAGGUAAAGGUGUUUUUUCCAUGAAAGGAGGAUCGAAAUCUACAUCAAGUGGAACUUCUUCUUCAGGAUCCAAAUUGAAAUCAGAUGAGUUACAGACAAUCAAGAAAGAAUUAACCCAAAUCAAAACCAAAAUUGACUCCUUGCUAGGAAGACUGGAGAAGAUUGAAAAGCAGCAGAAGGCUGAGGCAGUUGGAGGGGAAGAAGCCCGUAGGAAACAUGUCCAUUUAGAUCACAUAGCAGAAGUAUUAAAGAAGAAGGCCCAACAUACCAUUUGCUCUUUUCCCUCAGAAGCUCAGAAGAAGCAAAUGGAAGAUAACAUAGAGUUGAACCAAGAGGAAUGUGUGUCAGAGAAUGCAGAUAACUCUACAGAAGAACCUAUUGAAGGAGGACCAGAUGCAGAUGGAGAUGGAGAAGAAAUGACUGAUGGGAUAGAGGAGGACUUCGAUGAAGAUGGAAGUAAUGAGCUGUGUAUAACCAUGGACUUUUUUUUUUCCAAAGCUACUUCCCUGGAGCAGCUUCAUUGUCAUCCUGCUGAGCCAGUAAACAGCACAAUGGGAGAAGCCAACAUGCAGAGAAGACAAGGACCUUACAAGCUUGCAGAACAAUCACGAUAA